GGAUAUGCUAAAUCACCGUCAUCACCUUCCCCGCUCUCUCCCUCCAUUCCUUUCCUUUCUUCUCUCUGAAUCUUCCUUGCUAAAAUUCAAUUCUCAAUUUAACUUGUCACAUUGACUCUUCUUCUCUUUCUCACUACAAUCCCUUCUCUGCAUUUCUCAAGGAUUAUCCUAUUACCAGUGCGCUUCAAUCUAAUUCUCUUGUAUCCCACUCUUAAUUACAAUUACCCUUUGAUCUAACGUUGGAAGAUAGCGUAGUUGCAGAGCUGUAAAAGUUUGUAGAGUUGACAAUCUAUUGGCUGUUCGUUCUUCCAUGGAAGAGGAGAAUGCUGCUAUGCUCCUGCAGAGAUACCGGAGGGACCGGAGAAUACUUUUAGACUUUAUACUUUCCGGCACCUUAAUUAAGAAAGUCGUAAUGCCUCCCGGUGCAGUUACAUUAGAUGAUGUGGAUCUAGACCAAGUCAGUGUAGAUUACGUUCUUAACUGUGCUAAAAAAGGUGGAAUGCUUGAGCUCUCAGAAGCAAUAAGAGAUUACCAUGAUAACACCGACUUACCCCAUAUGAAUAAUGGGGGUUCUGCAGAUGAAUUUUUCUUAGUUACAAAUCCUGAAUCUUCAGGAUCACCUCCAAGAAGGGCCCCACCACCCAUUCCAGUUUCAGCACCACUAUCCAUUCCAGUUUCAACAACAGCUCCUAUUUUUGCAUCAUCCCCUGAUGUGUCAUUGUCAAGUGUAGGAAAGUCAGUGUCCUUUAACUCCACUGAAGAUCGAGAACUGACUGUUGAUGACAUUGAAGAUUUUGAUGAUGAUGAACUUGAGGAAGUCAAUAGUGUCAGGAUUUCAAGACGCAACACAAAUGAUGCAGCUGCUGAUCUUAUUCCCAGAUUGCCUGCUUUUGUAACUGGUAUCACAGAUGACGACCUCCGUGAAACUGCAUAUGAAGUCCUUUUAGCUUGUGCUGGGGCAGCAGGGUAAGUUUCCAUAAUCUCAUU
Molecule: messenger RNA, 987 nt
Organism: Jatropha curcas
Lineage: Eukaryota; Viridiplantae; Streptophyta; Magnoliopsida; Malpighiales; Euphorbiaceae
Source: RefSeq, a predicted model, not a curated record